Molecule: messenger RNA, 2974 nt
Organism: Condylostylus longicornis
Lineage: Eukaryota; Metazoa; Arthropoda; Insecta; Diptera; Dolichopodidae
Product: protein 5NUC-like
Exons: 8
Coding region: 624-2384 (586 amino acids)
Biological process (GO): AMP catabolic process
Cellular component (GO): plasma membrane
Molecular function (GO): nucleotide binding; metal ion binding; 5'-nucleotidase activity
Source: RefSeq, a predicted model, not a curated record
AAGUAAAAAGUUAAACAUUCGAGCGGAUUGUUCGAAAAAUAUAAAAAAGUUUACGCCAAAAAAAUUUUUUUCCCAUGUGCAAUUUUUAUUUCUUAUUUUAAUUGUUUUUACUUUUUUAUUUUUUUUUUUACAUAAUUAGCGUGUCUUUCAAAUUUCGUUUUAUAAAUUGUGGGAUUAAUUUUUUAUUUGUUGCAAUAUAAAAUAAAUAUAAUAACAUUUAUUAUUGAUUCAGCUUUUACAAAAAAUAAGAACAGUUAAUUAAAAAAUUAUUUUUAAUUUAAAAAUUAAUUUUUUUUUGCCGCAAUAAUUUUUUGUUUUUUAAAGGCAAUAAUCGUUUUAAUUUGUUAAUUUUUUUUUUUUUGGCAAAGAGCCUCUUUAUAUACAUAAGUAAUUAAAUUGUUAGUCAUUAAAUAUCGGAAAGAUUGAAUUGUGAUAUUUGAAAAUUAAGAUUUUAAAGUUAUUUAAAAUUUUUUUAAAGAGUAUGUCAAAAUAAAAUUUACAAAUUAAAUAAUAAGAAAUUUACAUAGGGUUAUAAGUAAAAAGUAAAAAGCUUUUUUAUUGUUUUUAGAAAAUAUACAUAAUUCAAAUUACCUGAUAAGUUACAAAGAUUAAAUUUUAAAAAUAUGAUUUCUUCAAAAGUACUAAUCAUCCUCGGAAUUUUUAUCACAAAUAUAAUAGCGGCUACUGUUAAAGAACUAGAAAAUGAAAAUACUUUUAAGUUUAUAAUUUUACACAAUAACGAUAUGCAUGCUCGAUUUGAACAAGUUAGUAAAUAUGCGACAAGAUGUUCGCCAGAAGACGCAAAUAGCAACGAAUGUUACGGCGGAUUUGCAAGAGUAGCACAUGAAGUUCGCAAGUAUCGCAAUGAAAGUGAAAAUGGUGGUCUCCCCGUUUUAUAUUUGAAUGCAGGUGAUACUUAUACAGGAACGCCAUGGUUUACAAUAUAUCGGGACAAUAUUACAGCUGCAUUUCUAAACAUUUUGUCACCGGAUGCCAUUUCAUUAGGAAAUCAUGAAUUUGAUGAAGGUACUGAAAAUCUAGCAGAAUUUUUAAAUGAAGUUGAAUUCCCAGUUCUAACAGCAAAUAUUAAAGUAGAAAACACAUCAUUAGAGAAUUCAGAAUGGCUUAAAAAUUCAACUGUAUUUGAUAUAGCAGGAACAAGAGUUGGUGUUAUAGGUUAUCUUACUCCAGAUACUAAAAACAUAACAAAAGAUUGUAGUGUUGAAUUGACUGAUGAGAUUGAAGCAAUAAAUGAAGAAGCAAGAUCACUUAGAGAAAGUGGUAUUAAUAUAAUUAUCGCUCUUGGACAUUCUGGAUAUCAAAAAGAUCAAGAAAUCGCAAAAAAAUGCCCUGAUGUUGAUAUAGUGAUUGGGGGUCAUAGUCAUACUUUUCUUUAUACAGGGAGACCACCAAGUAAUGAGAUUCCUGAAGGAAUGUAUCCAACACUAGUUAAAAAUAGUAGAGGAAAAGAAGUUCCUGUUGUACAAGCUUAUGCAUAUACCAAAUAUUUAGGCAAAAUCGAAGUUGAAUUUGAUAAGACUGGAAACUUAGUAAACUGGAAUGGUAAGCCAAUAUUAUUGAAUGCCACUAUUCCAGAAGACUCAGAUGUUUUAGAAUUGUUGGAAGUUUACAGACCACUUAUAACUGCUUUAGAAACACAAAUAGUUGGAUAUACAAAAGUACCACUCGAAGGUGGUGGAGAUGUUUGUCGUAAAGAAGAAUGUAAUUUAGGAAAUUUAAUAGCAGAUUCCUUGGUUUUUAUAAGAGUCAGAGAAUUAAAUCAAACAUCACUUAAUUCCACAUGGACCGAUGCCGCUAUCGGUUUGAUACAAGGCGGAGGGAUUCGGGCUCCAAUUGAAAAACGACCUGACGGUAGUAUUACUUUAAGUGAUAUUCUUACGACAAUGCCAUUUAGAACUAGCAUGGAAAAAGUAACAAUGAAAGGUUCAACUUUAAGAAGAGCUCUUCAACAUUCCGCCGAUGUAUGGGAUAAAGAUUCAAAUGGUGGUUUCCUUCAAAUGUCUGGCCUUAAAGUUGUAUAUGAUAUGAGAAAAAAAGAAGGUGAACGUUUAAAGGAUGUUCAAGUUUUAUGUGCUGAUUGUUCAGUUCCAACUUAUUUUGAUUUAAAUGAUGAUGCAUAUUAUGGUGUGAUAAUGUCUGAAUUUUUGGCUGGUGGUGGUGAUGGAUUUGAUUUUACAGAUGCAACUAGAGAAUUGUUACCAUUAACCGAUUACGAAUUUUUAGUUGAAUAUAUUAAAGAUAAAACACCAGUAUAUCCUGGUAUAGAAGAUAGAAUUGUUAUUCAAGCAACGGGAGCUGGCUCCAGCAUAUGUGUGUCAAUAAUUUUAUUAGUUAUUAGUUUAUGUUCUAAAUUAUUUUUUUAAAUUAUAGUAAUAGUAACAUUUUAUUUUAGAAUUUUGUUUUUUUUUUAUAAAUUUUAAAUAUUUUCCAAAAUAAAAAGACUACAAAACUAAAAAUAUAUCUAAAAUAAGUAGAAAAUUAAAAGUUACUUUUUUUGUAAAAUUUUAAUAAAUAUUUGUAUAGUAUGAUUAAAGCUUUUUGGUACUUAAUAAAUUAAAAUAUUGCGCACUUUUUAAUUAAAAUUUGUAACAUGCAUCAAAAUUGCCAAUUUAAAAUUAUAAGGAAUUGAAAAAAAGCAGCGUUGAUGAAGUUUAUUUAACUCAGCAAAUUUAACAAUCAGGUCUUAAAUGAAGUCCUUUUGUCCUAAAACAAGAAAUGCAACAAUUGGUACCUAAUAUUAAAGAAAUUUAUUUUCAUUCGAACUUAAUAAUAUUAUUCUUUCGUUAUAUUAUUCCUAUAGUUUUAAUUAAUACGAAACAACCGCUGAACUCGUUAUGAUAAAAAAUUAUAAAAGGUGAAUGUAAUUUAUAUGAUAUGAAAUACACAGAGAGUUUGAAAAUUAAUAAUAUAAUAGUAAAAUAUCGCAAUUAGUAAGACUAUCCAAAUCAAGACG